UCGCACAGACAAGUUUUGCUCAGUGUGUGAUUGUAUGGAUCUCCAGCACAAAGCUCGCAGAUUGCAUUCAGCAUGUCCGUGUGUCCUCCCCGGACUCAUAUCUGUGUGUUAUGUUUUUAAAGAGGCCUUAGGGGUGGAAAUAAACCUGUCUUGAUGAGUUUGAUGAAAAGGCGAUCUACUGGAUGAAGAGGAGGAGCCGCAUACACACGUAUGCACAAACACACGGAGACAAUCGACCAGCAGCCACAUUUAUUAACUUAUUAAACAUGAGACGCUUCGUUCGGCACAACAUACACACAUCACGGUGCUAGAUGGUGGUUGUGAAGGCAGUACGUAAUGCUGAAGGGGCUCGUCCUGAGUCAGAAUGAGUGUCAAAGAUGGCGAUGGGACGACUAGCCAAGAUGGAAAGGCCUACGAGCUUCAGAUCUACCCCCGACUCUCUCUGGAGACGGUGUCGUGCUGUACACUCAGAGUCACCAAGGAGGCCACCGCAGCUAGCGUCAUACAGGAUGCGGCAGCGACCCUUGGACUGGACACCAGAAAGCUAUACGUCCUGGCCGAGGUGAAGGAGUGCGGUGGGGAGGAGUGGGUGCUGGAAUCGACCGAUCUUCCCGUGCACAGGGUCCUUCUCUGGCCGAGAAAAGCCCAGGAGCAACAUUCUCAGAAAGAGGGAUUUUACUUCCUCCUGCAGGAGCGCAACCGCGAUGGCUCCAUCCGCUACGUGCACCUGCCCGCCGAGGGGAACGAGCAGGAGUCCAAGCGACUAGUUGCUCGGGGUUUCCUUCCACCCCAGCAGGAGGACAUUGAGGACCUCUGUAACCUUCCUGUCCUAAGUGAGGACAGCAUCUUGGAUAACCUCCGCAUUCGUUUUCAGAAGAAGAAAAUUUAUACAUACGCUGGCAGUAUCCUCAUUGCCAUCAAUCCCUUUAAGUUCUUACCCAUUUACAACCCCAAAUACGUCAAAAUGUACGAGAACCACCAGUUGGGCAAGCUGGAACCCCAUAUUUUCGCCAUUGCCGAUGUAGCCUACUACGCCAUGUUGCGCAAGCACGUCAACCAGUGUAUUGUUAUCUCAGGAGAGAGCGGAUCGGGCAAAACGCAAAGCACUAACUUCCUCAUUCACUGCUUGACGGCUCUCAGCCAGAAGGGUUACGCAAGCGGAGUGGAACGAACCAUUUUGGGUGCUGGACCAGUGCUGGAGGCAUUUGGCAACGCAAAGACGGCCCACAACAACAACUCCAGUCGAUUCGGGAAGUUCAUCCAGGUCAAUUACCUGCCGAGUGGAGUGGUGCGCGGGGCCGUGGUUGAGAAAUAUCUGCUGGAAAAGUCCCGUCUGGUGUCCAGAGAGAAGAACGAGAGAUUUACCCUUAUGACUGGUUUUGUGGUCCAGGGUCACAUAUUAGAAUAGCUUAUAUGUCAAAAACAGCCUUGGAAAUUGCAACGGCUUUCCAUUUUUGGUUUACGCUUGCAGGAAAACUUUACGAUAGAAGAUGCAGACGACCUUCGGCACGACUUCGAGCGACUGCAGCAGGCAAUGGAGAUGGUGGGCUUCCUGCCGGCCACCAAGAGACAGAUAUUUUCCGUCCUGUCGGCCAUCUUGUAUCUGGGAAACGUGACGUACAGUCAGAAGUCGUCCGGCAGAGAGGAAGGUCUGGAGGUGGGGCCGCCAGAGGUGCUUUCCACACUCUCAGACCUGCUUAAGGUUAAGGAGGAGCUGUUGGUGGAGGCUCUUACCAAGAGGAAAACGGUGACUGUGAACGACAAGCUGAUUCUGCCCUACAGCCACAGCGAGGCGAUCACCGCACGAGACUCCAUGGCCAAGUCACUGUACAGCGCCCUGUUCGACUGGAUUGUCCUGCGCAUCAAUCACGCGCUGCUUAAUAAGAAAGACAUGGAGGAGUCCGUUUCGUGUUUAUCUAUUGGUGUGCUUGAUAUCUUCGGCUUUGAAGACUUUGAGACCAACAGCUUUGAACAAUUCUGCAUCAACUAUGCCAACGAGCAGCUUCAGUAUUACUUCAACCAGCACAUUUUUAAACUUGAACAGGAGGAGUAUCAGGCCGAGGGCAUCACCUGGCACAACAUCGACUACACCGAUAACGUGGGCUGUAUUCACCUCAUCAGCAAGAAGCCCACUGGACUCCUCUAUUUACUUGAUGAGGAGAGCAACUUUCCUCACGCCACUGAUAAAACCUUGCUGGCCAAGUUCAAACAGCAGCACCAACAGAACCAUUACUUUGUGCCAACUCCAGUGAUGGAACCAGCCUUCGUCAUCCUCCAUUUUGCUGGGAAGGUCAAAUACCAGAUAAAGGAUUUCCGUGAGAAGAACACGGAUCACAUGCAUCCGGAUAUCGUGGCUCUCUUGCGAAGCAGCGACCGAGCAUAUGUCCGGCAGCUGAUUGGGAUGGACCCGGGGGCGAUGUUCCGAUGGGGAAUCAUCCGCGCCACCAUCCGUGCAUUGGCCGCCUUCAACGAGGCCGGCCGCCGCUGGGCAGCCAAGACUGCGGGUGUGGUCCGACCGAACUCCAGAGUUCCUCUAGGAGAGCUGCAGAGAUCCAACGUUCCCAUUGAGAGGAUGUACCGCCAUGCUCCUAUGCUUGAUUUCUCCUUUGAUCAUUCAGAGGAGCGCCCUCUAGAGGCUUUUGAGGACAUCUUUGCUAGUUAUGAGAGUAAGAAGGACAUGCAUGCCCAAAUCAUCAACUCCAUUAAGGACUUGCAGUUGGAUGGAGAAGAUCCACGUAAGCUGCUGCAGUCCUGGGGUCGCCUGCGGUUCCCGCGCCACGUCCUCCAGAAAAACAAGAACCCCAAGACCAGGCAACUCAUUCCCAAGAACCUGUUGGACACUCGCUCGCUGAAAUUUGUAGUGGGCCUCCAUGACCGCACCACCAAGUCUUUACUUCAUCUGCACAAGAAGAAACGUCCUCCCAGCAUCAGUGCCCAGUUUCAAGCGUCUCUUAGUAAGCUUCUGGAGACGCUGGGGAGGGCGGAACCAUUCUUCAUCCGAUGCCUCCGCUCUAAUGCUGAGAAGAAGGAAAUGUGUUUUGAUGAGGCGCUCAUUGUCCAGCAGCUGCGGUACACGGGAAUGUUGGAAACAGUGCGCAUAAGACGGUCAGGCUAUGGAGCCAAAUACACCUUUCAGGAGUUUACAGAGCAGUUUCGUGUAUUGCUACCAAAGAAUGCUGUGUCCCUGGAGGACAUAUCAUCUCUAUUGCACAGGCUUGGCUUUCACCACACUACCUACCAGAUUGGGAAAACCAAGGUGUAUCUCAAAGAACUCGAAAGGCAAAAGCUUCAGGACAUCCUCCACAAGGAUGUUAUGCGCAAAAUCAUUUUCUUGCAGCAUUGGUUUAGAGCUAAAAUAGAGAGGAUGGAAUUUGUUAGAAUGAGAGAGGCAGCCAUCUUGAUCCAGCGCUCAUGGCGUAGGUUCCGCAAAGAGAAGUUCUACCAAGCGGCGGUUUUGAUCCAAUCAGCAUGGCGAGGUUCCAAACAGAGAGCUGAAUAUCAAAAAACACGAGCAUCCGUCACAAAAAUGCAGGCACUUGCAAGAGGGCAUUCGGCUCGCAAACGGUACUACUCACUAAAGGAAGAAAAGAGGAAAAGAGAGGAAGAGGAAGCUCUGAGAAGAAAAGCGGAGGAGGAAGCAGCUCGACGAGCUAAGGAAGCUGAACAGGCCGCUAGGCGAGCUAAAGAGGCUGAGGAGGCAGCCAGACGACUCCGAGAGGAAGAAGAGGCAGCCAGGCGUGCCAGAGAGGGAGAGGAAGCAGCUAGAAGACAGAAAGAGCAAGAGGAAAGGGCAGCUCUGCUUGCUUUAGAGGAGAAGACGCUACUACAACAACCACCGGCACCAGGCAAGCAGUCUGACGAUGUGGAGACACUAGUGCUGGAGCGCAAUAUGGCUCCCGUGGAUGUUGAGAUUGAAAGUAAGGGCAGGGCCCAAGUUGAUGUUUCAAAAGACCUAAGUCAUUCUGAGAAGGUUCCUCAAGUGGAGGCUGGUAUUCACCCUGAGGUUAAAGAACACCAGAAGCAAAAGGAAAAUGAAUCUUCUGCACAUCCCAGAGAGGAAGGUACACAAGCUAAACCCAUGUCUCCUGAAAUCCCAAGUGGACAAAGCCAAAACAGAGCUCCUCCACUCUCCAAGCUGCCAGUAUCCAGAAGUCAGGAGAAACGUGAGCUUAGGAGACAACGGGGCCUAGAGCACAACCAGAGAGAAAGUGAGAGAGCAGCUUCAACCGGAAACGACGAUACUUCCUUCAAGAGCAAAACUCUAGAGAGACCAGGGAAAGUAAACAGCAAGUUGAAGGAGCGGUCUGACAGCAAAGAGUUGGAUCAGUAUACCUUUGUGGCUUGGAAAAUAGACAAGGUGAAGAGGGAUGCCAAAGAUGUCCCACCUGAACUUGUUCGACCUUCCACCUUACCUUUAGAUAUCCCUACUUCAGGACCUGAAAGAAACGGCUACACAGACCCGUCCAUCGCCGCUCAACCUGCUCUUGCCAAAGAAGAGGCCAACAGGAAAAAAGAACCAACAAGAAGCAGCACUCAGCCAGAAAACCUCAUGGCAGGACCCUGCAGUCUGGAGGACAGGAACAUCAAAACUCUCCAAAUUCGUGGGAUCUCCAUGUCACUAGACGAUGUGUCCAAAAUAGGUUUGGGCGGUUCAUCACAGGGCAAAGCUCGUCAAAGACGCAGGCCACGGCUCGCCCUUGCACGUAUAUGUUUGCCCAUUAAAAGUGUUGAAAUGGAGGAUGCAGAGUACUGGACUUAUCCUUUGCCCACCACGAGUCCAUUAGAGACACAGUCCAGCACUGAGGUUGGUCCUGAAAGAGCGAAGGUCAGCACACUGAAGGAAAAAGUUCAUGACAGCCACAGCCUGCAAGAUGUAUCACCUGUCCAGCCGUCGACCCCAGAGAGGACAACAGGGUUUUUCAGAAAGAUUCUGAAGAAGCGUCCCCAUAAAGAAGCUCAGACCCCGGAAGAUGGAGAUCUGAGCCUAGCUUCCUUUUUGGAUCAAAAAGAAGCAACUUCUCCAUCACGCUCGCACAAUUCAAAGCCUCAUGCGAGUCGACCCGCUCGGACGGCCAGCAUCAUGAUCAGUCACUCAACAACUUGGGCCUCUGAGCAGUGCAACUCCUCGCUGAACCGUGUGAUCACCAAUGCGAAUGAGCUACGCCACCUUGACGAAUUCCUGGGCAAUCAGGUGAAUGAUCUGCGCUCAAGGGGAAAGCAGCUUUCAGGAACAGAACACAUCUUCAUUACUGCCACUAUGCAGUUCAGAGAAAACAUCAAGGGGAUGUACUCAUUCUCUAAGCCACAAAUUGGGUAUAAGGCUUUGAUGAAGAGCUACCACAAUAAAGUGAUCAGUCUAGCUGGAGAAAAGCAGAAAGGUGAGGUACCACUGGUGGUCAAUCUCUUCCAGUCAGUUCUGGAUGGCUUCAUUAGAGCGGAGAUCAAAAAAGAAGAGGCCGAACCAGCCAAGCCCCCCAAAGGUCGUAAGAUGAGAAGGAAGAAGGAUAAGGGCUUGGAGAAUCCAUUGGACCAUGUGUUUACGCACUACCAAGUCAACAUCAUGCAGUCUUGUGAUCAGUGCACCUCCUACAUCUGGGGAAUGGAGAAGGCCUACAUGUGCAGUUAUUGCAAAAUGGUUUGCCAUAAGAAGUGCAUUUGUAAAAUCGUCAUAGACUGCUCUACUUUCUGCUCUAAGAAGUGUGAUGAUGAGCCAGGAUCACAACACUUUGGUGUUCGUGUGUGCCACCUGGUCAACAACAAGACCCCUGUGCCAAUUGUUCUGGAGAUAAUGCUGGAACACGUGGAAAUGAAUGGCCUGUACACCGAGGGCAUUUACAGGAAGUCCGGCUCAGCCAAUCGCAUGAAGGAGCUACACCAGCUGUUGGAAGCAGGCCCAGAGAAUGUUUGUCUUGAGGAUUACCCCAUCCAUGCUGUCACUGGCCUGGUCAAACAGUGGCUAAGGGAGUUGCCUGAACCUCUCAUGACCUUCACGCACUACAACGACUUCCUCCGUGCAAUAGAACUGCCUGAGAAGCAAGAGCAAUUGCAAGCCAUUUACAAAGUUUUGGAACAGCUUCCAGCGGCCAACUUCAACACCUUGGAGAGACUUGUUUUCCAUCUUGUCAGGGUUGCAAAGGAGGAGAAGAGCAAUCGGAUGACACCAAACUCUCUGGCCAUUGUUUUUGCCCCCUGCAUUCUCCGUUGUCCGGAUAGCGCCGACCCGCUCAUGAGCAUGAAAGACAUCGCCAAAACCACCAUUUGUGUGGAGAUGCUACUUAACGAACAAAUCCGGAGAUACAAUGAGAGAAUGGAGGAGAUCGAGCAGCUGGAAUACGCUGAGGCACUGGCUGUCAAUCAACUCAAGCUAAAAAGACAAAACACGUGCUGGCAUUUACCUCUCAGAUUUAUCACUCCUUACAAAGAAGUGGCGGUUCGGGAGAAGCCAGCUUCCGACCUUUGUGCUGUACCUGAGAAUGAGCCCCUGGAUUCAGAUACAGAAGCUGAGCGAAGCCUGAUGGAGCGGAUCGAGUCCAUCAAGCAAGAAAAAGAGGACCUUGCCUGCAGGCUACCUGAACUAGAACAGCCCGGUUCUGACCAGGAGAACCUGGACUCGGAGGCAUCUGUCAGCUCUGAGAGCCUUUUGGACGAGCGAGCGGUCUGUUCAGACACGGAAGGACAAACAGUCGUAGUGCCAAGAUUAUCCAAACCAGCUUGCCUUCCUAAGUCUGUCGCCCUGGCCCAAGGAGGCAGCACAUGGGCUGACGGCUGCUCUCUUCCUUCACUGUCUUCUCCCAGGCUUCAGCUCCAGCGUCGCUGCCCUAUCAUCCCCAAAACGGUCAAGUUGCCCCUAGGAGUCCUGUGCCACCCGGCUGUACAGUCCCUCCCUCCCCGCAAAGCCCAGUCCCUCACCCUCGUCCAGCGGCGCGAGCAACCCGGCCGCCGCAAAGACAGCAUCCAGUCUCUCUACAUCGCCGCUGGAACAGAUCUCCUCUUCCCGUCCUCACCUACAGCCUCAGACACCUCCAGCGCACAGGAGCUCCAGACCUCCUCACGACGUUUCUCAGACCCGGACAUUGCUUUCGUAAAGGAUGAGGUUUGAGUUGCAAAGCUGCCUGCGCUCAAAAGAACAAUUCGAUUGCUUGCCCCGGUCAUAGUGACUGAUAAAGAGAAUUGUCUCACCUAGCACUUUUCCAUAUUAAUAAUAAAUUGGAUUUUUAAAGAGACUUUUUUUAAGACUCAGAUUUGUGUGGCAUUUACACGUUGACGUGUCAAUGCUUGAUGCUUGAUUUUUAUUUUUUUUUUAGCAUCAAGAAAACAGUCUUGCACCUUUGUGUCUUUAACGAAGAGGAAAAAACUAAUUCAACCAUGAGGAGUGAUCCCUCGGUGGUGUUUUGUGGACAGAGUUAUUUGUACACCCAAGGCUUCGUUCAUCUUAAAUGGACUUUAAAGCUGUAGAUCCUCCUUCAAUUCCUGCACAAGAACUCAAUGGACAAGUUUUGACUAGAAGGGGGAAGGAUGCAGCACUAGCCACUUUCCUCUUGGACCAGAAUGCCAUAACCGAAUGCAAUUUUCCAGAAUAACUCUUUUUUUUCAUUUUGAUAAACAAUAUGAGACUUUGGAUCUGCGUGGAUGUCUAUUCAGAAUAGCUUUGUGUAGGACUAAAUACAGUUAGUGGCCAAGCCAUUGUGUUUAAUACUAAAGUGAAGAGUUACAAAUGCUGUUGAAUGAAAAGUAUGGAAAGAAUGCCGGCUGGAUGUCUAUGAUGUAAAUUACGUUUUGCAUCACGAGGACUGUAUGUGCCUACAGGUAUCGCUAUUUUUGAGUCCUCAGUGAUGUUUUUUGCAUUUAAUGGAGAAAUGAAACUAAUUCUUUUCCUACAAUACAGUUUGUACUGGCCGCAGACCUGUGUGCUUUUCCUGAUUCUUACCCAUAAUUCUUUGUGGCUUCCCUUUUGCUCCGGAGGUACCACCGACCAUCUACUCUUGCUCUUCUUGUUCUACAAUAAAUACGUCCAGAAAGGCCUGUUCACAUAAAAUGCAGAAUGAAUCCAGAUAAAGGAAUUAGGAGGUGCAGAGUCCUUCCCAGCCUUGUUCCUGUACCAUGGCCUCUUAUUUGAUCUGCCGUGUAUUUGAUUUAUAGUCGUUCUGUGGGGAAAAAAAUAGAAGUAUAAAAAUUAGAAGUAAAUGCACAUAAAACUAUUAGUUAAUAUGCGGUGACCAAAAUAUGUGCAUUUUCUGGCAUGCAAAAAUAUAACACUGUAGAACAUGUUGGACUAUUUAGAACUACUGUGAUGAUUACAAGCACACAGAAACUCAAAAUGUAUAAUAUUAGGAGUUAUUACAACACACCUUUGA
This is a messenger RNA of Sinocyclocheilus anshuiensis, 8354 nucleotides long. RefSeq names its product unconventional myosin-IXb-like. The transcript is spliced from 42 exons. Gene Ontology annotation, molecular function: microfilament motor activity; ATP binding; actin filament binding. Gene Ontology annotation, biological process: actin filament-based movement; intracellular signal transduction; lamellipodium morphogenesis. Gene Ontology annotation, cellular component: lamellipodium; myosin complex; ruffle. The record is from RefSeq and is a predicted model, not a curated record. Lineage: Eukaryota; Metazoa; Chordata; Actinopteri; Cypriniformes; Cyprinidae.